Arabidopsis lyrata subsp. lyrata is the source of this 1600-nucleotide messenger RNA. RefSeq lists its product as uncharacterized. NCBI's taxonomy places the organism in Eukaryota, Viridiplantae, Streptophyta, Magnoliopsida, Brassicales, Brassicaceae. The coding region runs from base 176 to 1519 and encodes 447 amino acids. The record is from RefSeq and is a predicted model, not a curated record. The transcript has a single exon.
GAAGAUACAUACAAUAUGUCGUAAAAGUGAUAGAUUGACAAUUAGAGAAAGAAUAUUUAAAUGCUUACGGGACAUUGGAUAGGAUUUGCCUUCUGCUAGCUUUUUGGCAUGUGGGCACUACUAUUUUAGAUUGGCCGUUUUUCCUUCACAACUUCACUCACACUAGAGACGAAAGAUGGCAGGAGGGGUAGUUUUAGUCUCGUCGAGUAUUGUUCGACCCGUAAGCAGCAGCCAAUUGGAUCGAACUAAGAUCCAUCUUACUCCAUUUGAUCUAAGUCUUCUUCAAUUCGAUUAUCCUCAAAGAGGUCUUCUCUUCUCCAAACCCGACUCAGAUUUCCAUCUCAUUUCUCGACUAAAGGCCUCUCUCGCUCUUGCCUUAGAGAUUUACUUCCCUUUCGCGGGUACUCUCGUCAGAACAGAGAAUCUUGAAGACGACACGGUGUCGUUUUUCAUAGACUGCGAUGGCUCUGGCGCUAGAUUUCUCCACGCCGAAGCUAAAUCUGUCUCCGUGAGUGAUUUUCUCCAUCCUGAUGGUUCUGUUCCCGAUUUCAUGAAGUACUUCUUUCCCGCCGAUGAUUUCAAGAGCUGUGAUGGUGUCUCGGUGCCCUUGCUUGUUAUACAAGUUACCGAGAUGAAGGACGGAGUCUUCAUCAGUUUCUGUUACAACCAUAUGGUGGCAGACGGUGUUUCGAUGUGGAGUUUCUUCCACACUUGGUCCAAGAUUUGCUCAAGUGGUUCAGGUUUUAACCACAAGCCUCUUGUUCUCAAAGGAUGGUUCCUCGAGGAGAUCGAUUACCCGAUCCAUAUUCCGGUUUCGGAGACAGAGAGGUCACCACCAAACCGUGAACUUUCUUCGGUGCCCAUUACGAAAGAAUGGAUUUUUCACUUCUCAAAGAAGAAUAUUAAAGAUCUCAAAGCUAAAGCCAACAGCGAGAUUGCCUCCAGUGACAUGGAAGUUUCAUCUCUUCAAGCGGUUUCAGCACAUAUGUGGCGAUCAAUCAUCAGGCACAGUGGUGUGAGCCGAGAACGAGAGACACAUUGCAAACUAGUGGUGGACUUGAGGCAGAGGGUAAAGCCUCCACUUGAGAAAGAUUGUUUUGGGAAUAUGGUCUAUCUUGCAUCAGCCAUAACCACCGCGGAAGAGCUCUUAGAUCGCGGCUUGGGUGAGGCUGCUUUGCAAAUAAGAAAAUUAGUGAGCUCGCAAACGAAUGAUACUUGUAAAAGUUUUGCAGAGGAUUGGGUUAGAAAUGUUAAGAACCUAAAAUCAGGUAUUGGUAGUAAAGUAGGUGAUACUAUAGUUGUCGCAAGCUCUCCACGGUUCGAAUUGUACAACAAAGAUUUCGGUUGGGGCAAACCUAUUGCAAUUCGAGCUGGACCGUCCAAUAGUAUCAGUGGCAAACUUUCACUUUUUCAGGGAAUCAAUGAAGGAAGUAUUGAUAUUCAAGCAACCCUAUGGGAUGAUGUAAUAGUGAAACUACUAGCCGAUGUGGAAUUUUUAGAGCAUGUAACUAUUGCAUGAUUGAUUCAGUUGGAAAAUAAAACUGAUAACAGGGACAUUGUCUUUGGUUUCUUCUAGUGUCUAUCUCUUUUGUUUUUGAAA